Messenger RNA from Passer montanus (Eurasian tree sparrow), 5385 nucleotides. RefSeq names its product exonuclease 3'-5' domain containing 2 (gene EXD2). Gene Ontology annotation, biological process: nucleobase-containing compound metabolic process. Gene Ontology annotation, cellular component: cytoplasm; nucleus. The record is from RefSeq and is a predicted model, not a curated record. Gene Ontology annotation, molecular function: nucleic acid binding; 3'-5' exonuclease activity. The transcript has 10 exons. Lineage: Eukaryota; Metazoa; Chordata; Aves; Passeriformes; Passeridae. Bases 779 to 2644 code for a protein of 621 amino acids.
UCACUCUUCUAACGUUCGUAUUUCCCCCACACAGGGGGGAAACAAUCUCUUGUUAUGAUUAAGUGACAUGUUCCUCUGUUAAUUUCUUAAAACUCUCCACUUGAUGAGUUCCCUCUUUGUUUUCUUCCAGUUUGCCACUCUGUAGGUGGCUGCGAUUUGCCAUUUAUUUUCCCGGCUACCUUUGUUCUGUGCUUCCCAUUCUGCCUGGUCCCUCCUGCCCCAGGGGUUCCCCGGUGCUCCUCGUGUGGGUGACUUCACACCCGCUGCGGCUCGCUCCUCAAGCCCUCCCUAGUGGCAGACAACAAACCGCACUUUUCACUCCAAAAAUCUCCUUUAAAAAGAGCUAGCUCUUCAGUACUCUUGACAGCAUUUUGCCCGGCCGAAGGCACCUUGGCGCUUGCCCAGCGACACAGCCGCCCCGCCACUAGCUGCCGUACAACAUGGCGGCGCCCACCGCCCACUCGCACCGCCGGCACAGAGGAAGCGUCCGCCACUCUAAGGCUCCCGGUGUGUGUGGCGACUGCCCCGCGGGGCGUUCCUGCAGCCGGACGCAGCCGUUCCGCGGGACGCAGGCAGCGGGCGGAUCGGUUUUUAGUGGCGUGAUCAACAGCAGCAUUCAGUCUCCUCUUCCUGCCCAAUCCAUCGCUGCAGCUGUCUGUCCCCAGGCCCCCAGUCUACCAAAGUGGGAACCUUUUUUCUGCCAGGAUUACCAGCCAUGAUGAAAUCCCACAAUGCCGUUUUGAGAGGAUGAGGUGAAGGGGGAGAAAGGGCAAUAAAAAUGGCCAAGCAAACAGCCGUGACGAUUACUUUGGCGACCCUGCUGGGUGUUGCAUUGGGGGGCCUGGUGUUGUGGAAAGCGACCCAGCAUCGGAAAGGAAAAACACGCUGUCGUAGUCAGCAAGAGGAAGCAGCAGUAAAGUCAGGAGAUGAGAAACUCGUUAAGGCAGAGGAUAAGAAGGUGCUUUCCUUCUUCAGAUCUCCCACUUUCUUCUGGAUAGAGAGGACCCUUGGUGCAGACAUAGUGAUAGUUUCAGAGCAGGAGGAGUGGGAUCAUGUUGAACCAUUGCUGAAGACGGAGCUGGAGAAGUGGCCGGUUCUUGGAAUUGAUUGUGAGUGGGUAUCUGUGGAGGGAAAAGCAAAUCCUGUAUCCCUGUUACAGAUGGCUUCUUCCAGUGGCCUGUGCAUUCUUGUUCGGUUGCCCAGGCUUGUUGCCAGUGGCCAGACUCUUCCAAAGACCCUGGUGGACAUCAUGGCAGAUAGUGCUGUGUUGAAAGUUGGUGUAGGAUGCUGGGAAGAUGCUUGCAAAUUGCUUCAUGAUUAUGGUCUUCCAGUGAAAGGGAGCAUGGAUCUCCGGUAUUUAGCCAUGAGACAGAGGAAGGAUCUACUUCACAACUGCCUUAGCCUUAAGUCUUUAGCUGAAAAAGUCCUGAACUUCCCACUUGAGAAAUCUCCUCAUGUGCGUUGCAGCAACUGGGAAGCAGAAGAACUGACACAAGAUCAGGUUCUCUAUGCUGCUAGGGAUGCCCAGGUCUCAGUGGCUCUGUUCUUCCAUUUGCUGGGAUUUACCAGCCUCCCUGCUACAUCUGAAGGUGAAAACUCUGUCACUGCUUGGGAGAAAGCACGGGGUAAAUGCCAGGGUUUGGUGGAUAUCCCAUUUAGAGGAAGAAAGAGUGGCAGCACAGGAGAGGAGAAGAGUGGAGAGGGACGUUCCCCUCAGAAAACAAAGAAUCGGAAAUCUUGGGUGAAUGGCCAGCCCUCUGGCAAUCAGCAAAUGAGAGAUCCACGGAGGCAGAAGCGAAAGCCUCUGGGUGUGGGAUAUUCUGCAAGAAAAUCUCCACUGUAUGACAACUGCUUCCUGCAUGCACCAGAUGGACAGCCCCUGUGCACUUGUGAUCGCAAGAAGGCUCAGUGGUAUUUGGACAAGGGGAUUGGAGAGCUAGUUAGCACAGACCCUUUUGUUGUGAAGCUGCGUUUUGAGCCUUCAGGACGUCCCGAGUCCCAAGUUGAUUAUUAUCUGACAGUCAAAGAAAACCUCUGUGUUGUAUGUGGCAAGCGAGAAUCCUAUAUCCGGAAGAAUGUUGUUCCUCAUGAAUACAGAAGACACUUCCCCAUCCAGAUGAAGGACCACAACUCACAUGACGUGCUCCUACUCUGCACGUCCUGCCAUGCCAUCUCCAAUUACUAUGACAACCACCUGAAGCAGCAGCUGGCCCAGGAGUUUGGGGCUCCGAUCGGCUCCGAGGAAGGUGUGCGUCUCCUGGAGGACCCUCUGCGCAGGCAAGUGCGCUCGGGGGCGCGCGCCCUGCUGAACGCAGACAGCCUGCCCGAGCCCCGCAGGGCAGAGCUGCUGCAAGGCAUCAAGGACUUCUAUAACACUGACACUGUCACUCCAGAGAUGCUCCAGGCAGCAGCUGGUCUGGAAACCAGGAUCUGCAAUGAGAGCUACGUGCCACAUGGACUGAAGGUGGUGCAGUGUUGUGCAAAAGGAGGCCUGCGCUCUCUCAUGCAGCUGGAAAGACGCUGGAGGCAGCAUUUCUUGGACAGCAUGAAGCCCAAACACCUCCCAGAGCAAUGGUCAGUGGACCAUAACCAUGUGAAGUUGAUCCAGAAGUAUGGGGAGGAUCUUCAGAUCAAGCUGUCAUGAAACUAACUUCCUGGACUCUGGAUAGUGUCUGAUGGACAUGUGUAACUGAAGAUGGAAAGACUGUUUUUAUUUCUAUGUCUCCACUAACACCUGGGGCCUGGCUUUGCAAAAAGGCAGCAGUAGAUCUGCCAGAUUUGCCAGUUAAAGUUUAAUUUGGCAAUUUAUAGAAUUAAAUCCAUUGACUCGAACCUUCAGGUAGUUUGGAAGUUUAAUCCUAGUCUGUCACUUACUAGUUCAGGGCAAGAGUGAUUGAUAUUAAGGGAACUUGUCUUCUCAAAGUGACUAUGAAGAAUCUUUUUCUUGCUCCCAGGAUGUCUGAUGCCUCCAGACCAUCUCUCAUAAUAAAGUGAGUUCAGAGAAAGGCAACAAAAGCACAAUAGAUAAAAGUUUCUAGAUUUUUCUGGCAUACAUUUGUGCCCUUGGCUUUACCUUGAGGCCGGCAGUAGCAGGGAUGUCAUUCUUCCCCUGUACUCAGGACUGGUGAGGCUGCACCUUGAAUGCUGUGUCCAGUUCUGGCCCCUCAGUUUGGGAAGGACCUUGUGACACUUGAGCGUGUCCAGAGGAGGGAACAAGGCUGGUGAGGGGCUGGGAACACAAGCCCUGUGAAGAAUGACUGAGGGAGCUGGGGGUGGUUAGCCUGGAAAAGAGGAGACUCAGAGGUGACCUUACAACUUCUCUGCAACUUCCUGAAAGGUGAUUGUAGUCUGAUGGGGGUUGGUCUCUUUCUUCAGGCAGCAACUGACAGAGCAAGAGGUCACAGUCCUAAGCUGUGCCAAGGGAAAUGUAGGUUGGGUAUUAGGAAAAUGUUUUUUACAGAAAGGGUGAUAAAAUAUUGGAAUACUUUGCCUGGGGUGGUGGUAGAGUCACCAUCCCUGGAUAUGUUUAAAAAAAUUGAGGUGUUAGGGCUGGGUUGGAUGUGAUGAGCUUGAAGGUCUCUUCAACCUAGUGAUUCGGUGAGGGUCUUCUUGAUAAAAAUCUUUCUUUGUUUUCAGUGCAAUGGUAUUCAUAAGAGUUCUUUGUAGAGAAGACCCCUUGCCACAGAGAGAAAUUCCUUGUAUGGAAGAAGAAAAGAAGCUUUAUUUUUUUUCAGAUUCUGAGCUGUCCCAGCAUUGCAGAUAGGCCUCAGAAAGAUUCCUGGUGGCAGGUGCCUGAUGAGAAGUGACACUGGCAGUAUGGAAAUACCCAUGCCAAGUCUUUGGUUAAACAGCUUCCAGUAACACAGCGUUUAUAAGAAAUGUUUUUCCUAAUUCUGCUUGUUUGUCGCGAGUGCACUCACGCAUGCAGGGCUGUUACAGAGAUGGAGUGGCAUAACUCCUGUGACUGGAGUGUUGGAAUGGCAGGAUGGAGGCCCUUUGGGAAGAACAGGCCCUGGAGGCAAGGAGGAGAUGUCACCUUCUGUGUCAGUGAUUGGUUGGAGUGCAUGGAGCUCCAUCUGCAGUGCAUGGAGCUCAGCCUAGGGAUGGAGGAGGAGUCCAUCAAGAACUUACAGGUCAGGAUUAAAGGGAGGGCAGGGACAGGUGACAGAGGGGAUCUGCUACAGGUAACCCAGCCAGGAAGACUGAGUGGAUGAAGCCCUCUGUAGAUUUGAGCAACCUUGUGUUCACAAGGCUUAGUCUUCUUGGGGGACUUCAGCCAGCUCAUAUCUGUUGGAGAGGCAACACAGCAGGCCAUAAGCAAUUCAGAAGGUUCCUGGAAUGCGUUGAUUACUUUUCCAGAAAGCCACCUGCAUCAGGGGAUGCAUCAAAAGAGGCAUGACCAGCAGGUCAAGGGAGGUGAUUCAUCCCCUCUAUUCUGCUCUUGUGAGGCCACCUGGAGUACUGUGUCCAGCUCUGUGGCCCCCAGCAUAAUAGAGCAAGUCCAUAGGAGGACUACAAAGAUUAUCACAUGGCUGGAGCACCUCUCCUAUGACUUUUUACAAGAGCAUGUAGUGAUAGAGGUUAAUGGCUUUAAAGUGGAAGAGGCUAGGUUUAAAUUAGGUAUUGGGAAGAAAUUCUUUACUGUGAGGGUGUGAGGCACUGUAACAGCUGGCCAGAGAAGCUAUGGAUGCCUCAUCCCUGCAAGUGUUCAGAGCCAGGUUGGAUGGAGCUAUGAACAACCUGGUCUAGUGGAAGGUGUCCCAUUCCAGGACAGGGAUGUUGGAACUGGAUGUUCUUUAGAGGCCCUUCCAACCCAAACUAUUCGGUGACUCUUUGAAUAGCACUUGGUGAGUACCUUUUCAUAACAGACUGAAAUAAGGACAGGAGUCUUAAAAGGGAUGAGAAGAAACAAUUUAAAUUAAAGACCAGAAGCUUUUAAGAGAUCUGACCACACAUGGCAAAAAAUGGAAAAUCUGGCAUUCUGUACCUGGAUUUGACGUGUGGUGGUGAGCAGGUUAUACUCUCUUCAUGCCUGUUUCUCUGUCUCUAAAAUGGGACUAAUAAUGCUUAACUAUCUCACAAGGAUGUUGUGAGGCUUAAUUAAUUCAUGUUUUUGUAAAAUGCUUUGAAAAUAUAAGCUAGUGUGUGCUAAUUAUUGUUGUUUUUUAAGAUGUGCUGCUGUCUAACUUACUUAAAUAUUCACGUUUUUUGUCCUGUGCUAGACCUUAGUUAAAGAUAACUUUUUAAAAAUACACACUCCUUUCUGUACAAUCCCUUUUGAUGAUUUUGAUUGCAUGAUAUGAGUGUGUUUCUACUGAAUGAUGAAGCUAUGCUCAACUUUUAUACGCCUCUGUAAAGAAGUUUCAGUAAAACCCUUAUCUUCAC